Messenger RNA from Triticum dicoccoides, 573 nucleotides. Its product is annotated as protein TsetseEP-like. NCBI's taxonomy places the organism in Eukaryota, Viridiplantae, Streptophyta, Magnoliopsida, Poales, Poaceae. The transcript is spliced from 2 exons. The record is from RefSeq and is a predicted model, not a curated record. Bases 16 to 573 code for a protein of 185 amino acids.
AUAAAGCCACCCCAUAUGCCAUCUCCGGUUCUCCACACCACCAUUCAGAGGAACCACACCGACACCCCAUCCACUUUAUCUCAGUUGAGAGGUUUAGAAGCAGUGAAGCACAAGUGCAGCAAGAGCUGCGAGAAGGAGGAGCGGGCAGCAAUGGCGAGGCACAGCCUCCUUGCCGUGCUCCUCGUCGGGCUAGUCGCGGCCUCCGGCUUCAGCCAGGCGGCCGCCGCUGGCCGUGGCCUCGCUGAGAAGCUCCCGGAGCCGGAGCCCAAGCCGACGCCGUACCCGGAGCCCAAGCCGGAACCCAAGCCAGAGCCAAUGCCUAAGCCUGAACCCAUGCCAAAGCCAGAGCCUAAGCCUGAACCCAUGCCAAAACCAGAGCCUAAGCCUCUGCCUAAGCCUGAACCCAUGCCAAAGCCAGAGCCUAAGCCUAUGCCCAAACCUGAGCCCAUGCCAAAGCCAGAGCCCAAACCGGAACCGAAGCCGGAGCCGAUGCCAAAGCCCGAACCAAAACCUGAGCCCAAGCCUUACCCGAUGCCCAAACCUGAGCCUAAGCCUGAGCCCAAGCCCGACUGA